CUAUUGUUAAUGAUAAUUUGGAUCUUUUGCAAAAGCCUCCUUUUAAGUAUGUUAUCUAAUGAUAAGAUUUGUAGGUGGAGCAGUCUAUACAGGAUAAUGGAGAGGCAAUUCUCGAUAUGGUUAUGGGAUUUAAGUCUGGCCUGAUGGAGCUCAGUAUAAAGGAGAAUGGAAACAUAAUAAAGCCAAUGGAAAUGGUACAUUCAUACAUGCAAAUGGUGAUGUUUAUGAAGGGGAAUGGGAAAACGAUAUGGCUAAUGGUUAUGGAAUAUAUUAACACAUUGAGGGACCAAAAUAUGAAGGAAAUUGGCUAAACGAUAAAUAACAUGGUUUUGGUAUUGAAUGCUGGCCUGAUGGUUCUUUUUAUGAAGGAGAUUAUUACAAUUCUUAUAAGCAAGGAAAAGGAAAAUACGUUUGGAACACAGGACAGAUUUAUACAGGGGAAUGGGUUUAAAAUUAAAUAUCUGGAUAUGGAUGUAUGACUUGGCCUGAUGGUAGAAAGUAUUAAGGAGAAUUUCAUAAUGGUACAAUGCAUGGACGUGGACUUUAUACUUGGCCAGAUGGACGUAAAUAUUAAGGAUAGUAUUUUAGAGACUAAAAACAUGUAUAAAUAACAUAACAAUUAUAUAGGGUUAUGGUUUGUAUGAUUGGGGAGAUGGAAAAAAAUUUGAAGGUGAAUGGGAAUUUGGAAAACAACAUGGGAAGGGAUGUCUAAGCUUGAAUGAAUAAAAUUUUAUUGGUUAAUGGAAUAAAGGAAGGCGUAUCAACUGA
Molecule: messenger RNA, 768 nt
Organism: Paramecium primaurelia
Lineage: Eukaryota; Ciliophora; Oligohymenophorea; Peniculida; Parameciidae
Source: the annotation of a GenBank genome assembly